AUGAUGAGCGCCGUACCCGCUAAGGUAACAGUAAAUUGUAAAAUUAAAAAUUUUCUCUAUUUUAUAAAGUUAGGCUUACAAAGUAGAGCAGAAAGCCAAAAAAUUUUUUUCUACAAAAAUUUUUAACCACCCCCCUCCCCGCCCCCAUUUUUUUUCACUUUUUCCCCCUUCCCCCCCCUCCCCCCCCGCUCCAAAAAUUUACCCCUCCCAAAAAAAACUUUUUCCUUCCGUACCUUUUAAAAACGUUUUUAUACCUACACACUCCUCCACACACCCCUGUCCCUUUCUCCCAAAAAACAAAGCAACAGCCAAAGCAAUACCUCCUUCAGGUCCGAGACGUCGUGACAGAAGUGGUAAGCGACAUCGUGCCAACUUCAGUUCAAAACAAAGUAAUGGACGUGUUGUCACCAACAAGUUCAAUAAAAUCUCAAUCCUCCGAAUCCGACAAUCCGAAUGAGUACCGAGAACUGUUGGUAUCGUUGAGUGAUAACAAGAACGACCACAUAUUGUGGAUGCAAUGUCUGAUGACAUGUGCUCGCCGUGGAGAUGGGGAGUUCAGCUUCACGUUGGAUAAGUGUGGCGUUCCUAAUUUGAAGGUAUGUUAACUCUUGUAUAAUAGUAUCUACGUGACCUACCUUACUCUACCCACCUUACUCUACCAUAAUCUUCUCUACCCUACCCUACAUUACCCUGCCUUACCCUAUCCAGCCCUACCCCAAUGACAAUAUAUCUAAAAUAUAACAUUCCAGAGCGGCGACUACUUCCUCAACCUCUCCUACGACUGUCUUGAUGCCAAUUUACUGAAAAGUCAAAACGACUGUAGGUUCUUCUGGGAAGGUAACUAUGUCGACGGCAAGGUCUACGAUCAACUGGAGAUGAAUAUACAAACAAUGACUGUUGUAUCAAACAAAUGUGGCAAUGUAUUGAGAGGAAUGGGAGCUACAAAAGGCACUCGCAUCUUGAUAUACAUGCCAUGUGUAGCUCAACUACCAAUCGCUAUACUAGGCGCUGUUCGGCUUGGAGCUAGCAUUACUUUUAUUGUAAGUAGAAGAUAGGGUAGGGUAGAGAAAGACAGAGUAUAUCAAAGUAGGGUAAGUUAAGGUAGCGUAAUGAAAGGUAGGGCAUAAUAAAGUAUGGUAAAAUCACUUUAUACCAAUAUAUUAUAAUACAUUACACUCAACCCCAUUACAGAACGCCACCAUCCACCACGAUGUAGAAACCCUAAAAAAUUUGUUCAACAUGGCCGAACCCGAACUUGUAAUAACAUUAGAUGGCUUUUUCCUCGGAGAAAACAUCAAAGAAUCCAAAAAACUGGUCGAUCAAGUGCUAUAUGAACUGAGCUUAAAAGAAGACAGCGAAGGAGUUAAAGAAGACUACAAAAGACCACGGAUUCUGAUGAUCCAGCACGUUGCGGCUAACCCUGAAAUGCCUCCGCCAACUUUUCAGCUCAAAAAACGACCGUUCUAUGGGCUUAACGUGAGUUUCAGACUAAAAUACGAAACAAAAAAGGACUAACAUUAACAUGAAAGACUGUGAUUAAAAAAGGCUUAAAAUAAAACUUAAAAUGGGCAUAAAACUAGAAUUAAAACGCCUUAAAACUAAGAUAAAACAAGCUUAAAACUAUAUUUAAAAAACCCAUUUAGAUCCCAUUCAAUGAAGUCACCGACUGCCGCUGGGACGACGAAAUGCUCAACGCUGAUGAACGUUGUGAAGUUGAGUGGAUGGACAGUGAAGACAUGAUCUUUCAAACUUUUAGAGAAGGGUAAUAUAAUUAGUUUACAUUAAAAACCAUAAGGUCAAAAUUCUUAAUGAAACAAGGUCCAUUAUAAUCGGCUAAACUCAAAAAACUUAUAUUAUCCGUGACCAUUUCGGUAGUCUUCCCAAUAAACAUUCCUUUUUUUGCCGUAGAACUAAGUGUUUACUACCAAAUUUAACAUUAAAAAAUUGUUCAAGAAAUUUGCUUUAAAAUAAGCCUAAUCUUAUCCUAUGAAACAACAAAAUUACGAACAAAUAAAAAAACUAUAUUAACAUUGACCUUUUUAAUACUUUUGCGAAUAAACCUUCAUUUUUUCAAACAAAAACCAAAUAUUUAACCCCAUGUGUUAUAUCAAAAGAUUCUGCAUUAAAUUUACUUCAAAAUAAGCCUAAUCAUACCCCAAUUAACUUCAGACUUACAAACGAAACAUACGUUUUUGAAUCGUACACCGUCGGCCAGAUCGCUUUACUUUCCAAACUCUUAGCCACGAAAAUUGAUCGAAACAACGGCCCAAUCUGGCUUCUAGCCGACUCUGAUGAUCUGCUCUACUUGUCCUGCAUCUUUGCUGCCCCAAUGUCCGACACUCCACUUUUAAUGGUAAGAGAUGCCAAUGAAAUACCAAAUCUUGCUCCACAUGGCUACUAUAAUAUAUAAUAUAAGUAAAUUCGUAUUAUCUCGUCACAAAAAUAAUUAAAAAGUUUAAAAAACAAUUUACAGUGUGAAGGCUCACCGAUCCAACCAGAUGCAAGUCGUUUCUUCGACGUGCUCGAACGUUAUAACGUUGAACAGAUCAUUAUUGCCGAAGAAUACACACGGUUAUUGAUGCGCAACGAGGAAUUCCAGCAUUUGUGGCAGUCGGACGAAGAAAAGAACGCUGAUCCUAUAAUUCAUGCUGCGUUAAGUGUAAUUUACAGUGCUACAAAGCCAUCGUCGGACAGCGAGAUCUGCGAACAAUUCCUUCACCGUCUCGCACCAUGCGCGGAUAUCCACACAAUCAAUUGUUAA
Molecule: messenger RNA, 2761 nt
Organism: Bursaphelenchus okinawaensis
Lineage: Eukaryota; Metazoa; Nematoda; Chromadorea; Rhabditida; Aphelenchoididae
Source: the annotation of a GenBank genome assembly